This is a messenger RNA of Aphanomyces invadans, 1769 nucleotides long. RefSeq lists its product as hypothetical. The record is from RefSeq and is a predicted model, not a curated record. NCBI's taxonomy places the organism in Eukaryota, Oomycota, Saprolegniomycetes, Saprolegniales, Verrucalvaceae. The transcript is spliced from 10 exons. Gene Ontology annotation, molecular function: cysteine-type endopeptidase activity. Bases 14 to 1660 code for a protein of 548 amino acids. Gene Ontology annotation, cellular component: lysosome.
UUCGCUUUGAAAUAUGAAGCCAAUGACGACGCUGGUGGGGUUGUUGGCUGCGGCGGCCUGGAUGAUUGACGUGGUGGCCGCGAGCUACAAAUGUCAUUCCUACAAUAGCAAAGAUGCAUGCUUGAAGUCUUUGGACGAGAAACCUUGCCUUUGGUGCAGCUCGGCUGCUGUCCCGAGCUCGUGUUACGAGGACGACGAGGCUGCUCAACUCCCUCCAGGGGUGUUCGAGUGCACAAAGGAAACCCUUGAAGCCCCACCAAACCAUGGCUGUCACUUCUACAAUACUGAAGCGUCGUGCGUACAGAACACAGAAGGCGACAAACCCUGCUUCUGGUGCAAAUCGGCGGCGGUCCCGUCCCAAUGCUACAAUGAAACUGAGGCCGAACAAUUGCCUCCCGCCGUAUUUCAGUGCGACAUGAUGCAGAAGGCCCUUGUCUUUAAAGCUGACGUCGUGGAUUUGGCUGCGCUGGCAAGUCCAAAUGUGCCUGUCAUCCCAGUGGACAGCGAGUCAUGGUGGCUAGACCCCGUGAACCACGGCUGCCACUUUUACAACGCAAAGGAGUCGUGCAUCCACAACACGGAAGGCGGCAAGCCGUGCUACUGGUGCAAGUCAGCGGCAGUACCAUCCACGUGCUACAACGAAACAGAAGCGAAGCAAUUGCCCCCUGCGAUAUUUCAAUGCGACAAAGAAGACAGCCAUGCGAUUAAUUGGGCGCUCGUUGAGAUCCCGAGCCCCGAUGCUUUCGCCGCACUCUUUUCGCACUGGGCGGCAACGUUCAAUGUGGAAUACCCCUCGGUGGAGGAGCGCCAGCGUCGUGCGGAGGUCUUUUACGACAACGCAAAGCUCGUCGCGCAGCAUAACCAGCAGGUGCAUGCCACGUAUACGCUCGAGCUCAACAAGUUCGCCGACACAACAUGGGACGAAUUCAAACAGCUCUAUCUUGGCGCGUCGACUCCUCAAAAUUGUUCGGCCGCGCACACUGCGCGUUUAGUCGCGAAGGAUGUGCCUGAAGCGAUCGACUGGCGCCGAUGGGGCGCCGUUUCUCCCGUCAAGGACCAAGGAAAAUGCGGCAGUUGCUGGACGUUUUCGUCGACGGGAUGCCUGGAAAGCCACAACUUGCUCACCCACGGCAAGAAGGUGCUGCUGUCGGAGCAAAAUCUGAUCGACUGCGCCCAAGCGUUUGACAACCACGGGUGCAGCGGUGGGUUACCGUCGCAUGCGUUUGAGUACGUCAAGUACAACGGCGGUCUCGACACUGGCGCGUCGUACCCGUACCAUGCCAAGGACGAAAAGUGCAGGUUUUCUCCAGCCUCUGUCGGCGUCAAGGUGCUCGACGUCGUCAACAUUACAUCCCGCGAUGAAACCGAGCUGCGCAUGGCCGUGGGGACGGUCGGUCCAGUGAGCAUUGCGUUCCAAGUCGCGUCGGAUUUUCGCUUUUACAAGGAGGGGGUGUACGACUCGACGGUGUGCCAAUCUGGCGAAGAGGACGUGAACCAUGCGGUGCUGGCGGUGGGUUACAAUGCCACCGAGGAUGGACGCAAGUACUGGAUCGUCAAGAACAGCUGGUCAGCAAAGUGGGGCUUGCAAGGGUACUUUAACAUCGCUCGGGACAAGAACAUGUGCGGCUUAGCCGACUGCGCGUCGUACCCGCUGGUGUAAGAACCAUCGUUCCAUUCUCUCGACGACGUUGGCGUCGCACUGUCUGUCGCCGGUGUGACGUUGUGAAUUGUUGCAUUAAAAGAAUACAUGCAUUCGUUUGAAGAGUCAA